GGCUACUAUAUAAGCCCCAGUCAUAUUAGCCAAGUCAAGUAGUUGAUACAGCUAUUCCAUUCGAGUCAACAUGUUUGCCAAAACCUUUGUCAUCGCCAUUAUCCUGUGCGCCUGUUAUUUGGGCAUGAUUCAGGGCCAACUUCCAGCUCCGCUUGGUCAAGUUGUCGGUGGUGUGGCUCCUGCUGCUGGUGGGUUAACAGGUGGGUUAGGAGGUGGUGCAGCUGCUGGUUCGUUGUUGCAACAAGGUCUGGACACCGUCCAGCAUGCAGGAGGUACUCUUCACGGUUCCCCCGGCGUUUUAAGUCUAGGUGGACGCUAAAUUACCAAUUUAAAAUGAAAAUAUGUUUUCCAACCUUUUAAUGAAAGUUUAAUGAUUUUUUUAUUUUGAAAUUUAAAAGUAUCUCUUCAAAAUUAAAUGUUUUGUUUUUAAAAUAAAGUAAAGUUUCAUGAAA
This is a messenger RNA of Drosophila ananassae, 452 nucleotides long. RefSeq lists its product as uncharacterized. NCBI's taxonomy places the organism in Eukaryota, Metazoa, Arthropoda, Insecta, Diptera, Drosophilidae. Bases 71 to 319 code for a protein of 82 amino acids. The transcript is spliced from 2 exons. The record is from RefSeq and is a predicted model, not a curated record.